Messenger RNA from Musa acuminata subsp. malaccensis (wild Malaysian banana), 1872 nucleotides. RefSeq names its product protein JASON-like. The record is from RefSeq and is a predicted model, not a curated record. Lineage: Eukaryota; Viridiplantae; Streptophyta; Magnoliopsida; Zingiberales; Musaceae. Gene Ontology annotation, biological process: male meiosis II.
UCUCUCUCUCUCUCUCUCGUGAGAAACGUCGACCGAUCGAUCGGCUCUUCUUCAUUCCCACUUCUUUCUCUCCGUUUCUUGAUUUGUUGGAUUUGAGCAACCCUCGGCGUCGUGGAUUUGGGCAUGGGCUGUAUGUUCAGAUGCUUUGGGUUCAAAGAUAACAAUGAUGAACGGAGGAGCCAUCCGGUUCCCAGUUCAAGUGCUUCCACGAGCAAGAUCGAUCAGGGCUAUUUGGUGCCAAAGCGGCAGCUGGGAUCCUUGUUUCUGGAUGAAGAGACAGAUUCCCCACCUGAGCAAGUAACAAUUCCGAGUGCAAAGAAAAAUGGUGUCAAAGAUGGCUUAUGCGGGGAAUUUAAGCAUGAGGCUGACUUUCUCAAGGCUUGUGGUGCUAUACUCCAAACUCCCGUAGAAAUAAAAAAAACAUCGGUAGGAACUGUCCAAGCUCCUCAUGAGCAUGGUGUUUCUUCCAGUUAUAACUCAUGGCUUCCUGGAACUUCUUGUAAGAAGCUUCUUUGGGAUGAAAAACGUGAGCUUUCCCAAUGUCCUAUACAGAUGCAAGACUUUGCUGGUUUUUCGCAGAGCAACUCUCAGAGCUGUAUAUUUGAGGGUCAUCAAACUCAGCACUGUAAAUGUUCUUUCCCUUCGACUAAUUGGAGCAACUCAGUGGACCUAGGUGUAGUACAAAAUGAAUCUGCUGUGGAACCAAAAUUGGAUAUUCAUACCCCAGAUAUAUCUCAUCAACACAAGUCCCAGACUCGGAAUUGUGCUUCUAAAUGUUCACCUUUUCCAACACCACUGAAAGUGACCAAUGAGAUGGAGACACCUGCAACAGUAUAUCCUGCCAAUCGAGAGAAUGUUAGAACUGGGAGAAACACCACAAUUCAGACACAGUAUGUAUGUCCGGUUAUCAAUGGUGUGGAAAAUCUCUCUCGGUGGAAACUGUUGGAUGAAGAUUCCUCUGAAAAAUUGCAAUCAUAUGACAAUCUAGAUAAGAAAACAAAUCAUAGUCCUGAUACUGGAGAUAAAAUGCAACAAAUGCAACUUAUAUCAGCUCCUGAGGAUUCUCAAUUGUCUGUCACCCACAGGCUCACCUCUCCAAGUGAUAAGAGAAGACAAAACGAUGAGGAAGUCUACACUGAUAAAUAUGUUUCUGGGAAGACUAUGAACAAAUUGGAAGCACCUUCCGAUGAUAGAGAUAAGACAAUAUUGAGCCUGAAAUACCCAGAGCAAGUAGUAACAAGCUUAUCUCAAUGGUUGAAACCUCCUAUUAAAAAGGAUGGACUGCACAAUGAGCUUCAUGAAAAAUCUUGCUCAGGAAAGAGCUCUGAUGCAGACAGGCCCAUUCUUGGCAUGGUUGCAGCACACUGGAAAGAUGAAGAGCCUGAACCUAAAUUGUCGAAAAGGUGGGAUGGAAAUGGAAUUCCAAACUCAACAAACAAGUAUAAAGAGGAUCAGAAAGUCAGCUGGCAUGCAACCCCAUUUGAAGAGAGACUAGAGAAAGCACUCUCUGAUGAAAAUUUCAUACCACAAAGGAACCUUCAUCAUGGAAAACUGAUAGAAUUGGAGGGUGAAGGUGAGCUAAGCGAUACGGCGGCAUCAUAAAAUGGUAAUCACCAUGAAUUUUGUGCACUCAAGGUUUAAAAAUGUUGACAUUUGCCAUGUUUCUUUAUCGGUUAGUACUGUAUAAACUGCAGCAUCUCUUUUCGAUUUGAUGCUGUCGUUUGCCUCGAACACAAAAACUACUUAUUCUCCACAGAGAAUCUCUGUACAUAAAAAUCUGGAAAUCUUUUCUGGAUAUUAGACUUCUUCCUAGCAUACAGCAACUUUAGAGCUUUUUUUAGGCCCUUGAAUGUGUUCAAGUGACCACAUAAA